Messenger RNA from Drosophila innubila, 1602 nucleotides. Its product is annotated as facilitated trehalose transporter Tret1. The transcript has 6 exons. Bases 148 to 1545 code for a protein of 465 amino acids. Gene Ontology annotation, cellular component: membrane. The record is from RefSeq and is a predicted model, not a curated record. NCBI's taxonomy places the organism in Eukaryota, Metazoa, Arthropoda, Insecta, Diptera, Drosophilidae. Gene Ontology annotation, molecular function: sugar transmembrane transporter activity. Gene Ontology annotation, biological process: carbohydrate transport; transmembrane transport.
CUACGUACCACGUUAAGCAGGGCAUACCCCAGUCCCUAAUUAACUGACAAAUUGGCAAAGCCCAAAAAGGAUAAUGACAGAUUAAAUUAACAGUAUUAAUUCACAGUAUAUUCAGCAAUUGUUACCUAAAAACACACAAGAGACGCGAUGAGUUCCACAGGCGACGUUAAAUUUCAAUAUCUGGCUGCCAUAUUCGUUAAUAUAGUGUCCAUCUCUUUUGGCGCGUAUUGCGGUUGGACCUCAUCCAGUUUUCUAGAUCUAAGCAGUGAUGAGAGUCCGCUGGAGACGGGACCAUUGACCGAUCAGGAUAAGGGCAAUGUAGCAGCUGUUCUCUGUCUGGGCGGCCUCGUUGGCAAUGUGUUCUUCGCCUGGAUGGCUGAGAGAUGUGGUCGAAAGAUUUCCAUGUUGUGGGUAACGCUGCCAUCACUGUUGGGUUGGGUAUUGAUUCCUUUUGCUAGAAAUCCCACACAUCUCAUAGGGGCCCGCUUUUUGGGUGGCAUGGCGGGUGGAGGAGUCUUUGGCGUGAUUCCCAUUUACACGGCCGAACUGGCCGAGGACAGUGUGCGUGGCAUCUUGGGCACUUUUCUCGUUUUAACUUGCAACGCAGGCGUUCUUCUUGCCUUUGUGCUGGGCUACUUCUUCAACUAUGCCACUGUGGCUUGGAUUGUGUCCACUUUAUCCAUUCUCUUUCUAGUGUGCUUCUGGUUCAUGCCGGAGACGCCACAGCAUCUGAUGAAUCGACAGAAGCCACAGGAGGCAGAGCACGCAUUGCGCUAUUAUCGUAACAUACGAUCACGUCAGUCCAAGGAGCUUAGCGAGGAGUUGCAGCUGGAGCUGCACAAGCUGCGAGCACCCGAGAAUCCAGAAAAAUGCUGCGAUGAUGUGGAUGAUAGUGUCGUGACUUGGGCAGACUUUGUUGCUCCUACAUCACGCAAGGCGUUGCUCAUUGGACUCGGAUUGGUGACCUCUAACCAGGGUUGUGGAUGCUUUGCCAUGCUCAACUAUACGGCUUUCAUCUUUGACGAAUCCGGUUCCAGCUUGUCACCAACUAUAGCAGCCAUCAUUGUAGGCAUCAUACAGGUGGUGGGCAACAUUGUAGCAACCACGUUGGUGGAACGUGCUGGAAGGAAGUUGUUGUUACUUAUCUCGGCAGCUGGAAUCUGUCUUAGCCAGGCGACAAUGGGCGCGCACGGUUAUCUAAAGACUUUGGGCUAUGAUACGAGUGGUUUUGAUUGGGUUCCCGUUGCGGCCUUCUCCUUUAUGCUCUUCAUCGCCUCCUGGGGACUAUUAACGCUGCCCUUUCUCGUCAUCGCUGAGAUAUUGCCGCCAAAAAUUCGGAGCACGGGCAAUAUGAUUUUAAUGGGCAUUAUGUGGCUCUUGUCGAUGACCACCAUCAAGCUCUUACCUCUGCUGAGUACCAUGUGGGGCAUACAUGCAGUUAUCUCCAUCUUCUCCAGUGUUUCACUUUGCGCCGCUUUGUUUAUUGCUCGGUUUGUGCCCGAAACCAAAGGCAAAACCAUUGAGACCAUUUUAGCCAACUUAUAGUCAUUGUUGUGUUACUUAUAAGAUAUUUUAUUAUUAUUAAAAUUUCUACGAAUGUUA